Messenger RNA from Spirodela intermedia, 1278 nucleotides. The record is from the annotation of a GenBank genome assembly. NCBI's taxonomy places the organism in Eukaryota, Viridiplantae, Streptophyta, Magnoliopsida, Alismatales, Araceae.
AUGUCCUCUCCAAUCUUCUUCUCCUUCCUCCUCUUGGGGCUCGCCGGAGCCGCGGUGGCGCUCGACAAGGUGCCGGAGAAGGACCGAUUCAGAUUCAUCAACGAGGGGGAGUACGUCGACGCCAUCGCCGAGUACGACGCUACCUACCGCGCCGUGAGCGUCGUCGGAUCGCCCUUCCAGCUGACCUUCUACAACACCACCCCCAAUGCCUACAAGCUCGCCAUCCGCAUGGGCACCCCACGGUCUGGGUCGAUCCGGCGGUGGGUGUGGGAGGCCAACCGGAGCCGCCCCGUCCGCGAGAAUGCCACCGUCUCCUUCGGCGCCGACGGCAAUCUCGUCCUCACCGACGCCGACGGCACCGUCGUCUGGUCCACGGGCACCGCCAACAAGGGCGUCGUCGGCAUUCAGAUCCUCCACAGCGGCAACAUGGUGCUCUACGACAAGAAGGGGAGGUAUCUCUGGCAAAGCUUCGACUACCCCACCGACACCCUUCUCGUGGGGCAGUCCAUCCCGGUGAAAGGCGCCGCCAAGCUGGUGAGCCGCAAAUCGGAAUCCGACGGAUCCCCGGGGAUCUACAGCUUGGUGGUGCAGUCCGAGGAGCCCAUCCUGUAUGUGGACGCCUCCCCCAAGCCUCUCGUAUACUUCAACAACUCCGUAGUUCGGGCCACAUUCGGUUCAGGGUCGAAAGUCCCGGGCACCUUCACAUGCAAAAGCGAAGAUAACGUGACCUACGAAUUGUCGUUCGGCUAUACUCUGGUGGUGACCAAAUACGACAGCAACCUAUCGUUUCUACGGUUGACACCGGAUGGCGACCUGAUCGUAUACACCUACGACGAUAGGGUCGAGUUCAACGCCUGGGAGAAGACCUUCUCUCUUUUCAGCCCAGAUCAGUUCUUUUUCAGUUCCAGCGCCUGCUACAAGCCCAGCAAGUGCUUGCCUCUCGGGAUCUGCGACGGCGAGCAGUGCGUAGCAUGCCCCACGGCGAAGGGUACGACGGGAUGGUCACCGCGCUGCGGGACUCCGGUGAAGAAGACCUGCGGACCGGCGGCGAAUCCCAGCUACAUAAAGGUGUCCGGAGUGGAGCAUUUCCAGACGCAGUACUCGGACGGCCUGGGGAAGCUGAGCCUGGGGGAGUGCAAACGGAGGUGCAAUGUGGACUGCAACUGCCUUGGUUUCUUGUAUUGGGAGGAGAGCUCGAAGUGCUGGCUGACACCGGUCCUGGGCACCCUCAACUCGGUGAAAAACCAGAGUCACGUCGCUUACGUCAAGUCCUCUUGA